Molecule: messenger RNA, 3396 nt
Organism: Saccostrea echinata
Lineage: Eukaryota; Metazoa; Mollusca; Bivalvia; Ostreida; Ostreidae
Product: oxysterol-binding protein-related protein 1-like
Exons: 26
Coding region: 171-3074 (967 amino acids)
Biological process (GO): proteolysis
Cellular component (GO): cytosol; intracellular membrane-bounded organelle; membrane
Molecular function (GO): protein binding; aspartic-type endopeptidase activity; sterol binding
Source: RefSeq, a predicted model, not a curated record
GAUUUAAUUAUAUUCAAUUUUCUUUUUUUUUACCUGCUCAGUUGAUAUUUAUGUGUGUUUCACUGUCAGCUUCCAUAUAUUCAACUUGGUCACAUGACGUCUUUCAAUCAGCUGUCAACAGGUCAAUGACAGUAACAUCAAGAGUUGUAAGAAAUUAAUACCUGUCCGAAAUGGACGUGAGUUUGGUGUCAGAUCAGGACAAUUUCAAAAGUGCCACAGAGAGUAGCGAGGAUGAGGAGACAGUUAGUGCCAAUGACCGACUCCUGACUGCUGCCAGGAACGGCCAAGUAGAAGUGGUCAAGGAUUUGAUCAGCAAAUCCAAACGUGGGGAGAUAAGUCUUGAUGUUAACUGUAAAGGCAAUCAGAAGUUUAACAGGGGUUGGACCUCUCUUCAUCUUGCUGCUUACUUUGGUCAUAAGGAUGUGGUGAAGAUUUUAUUGGAGAAUGGUGCUGGUAUUGAUGUUACAAACCCCAAUGGAGACACAGCUCUUCACAAGGCCGCUUAUACUGGCAGACUGGAUGUUGUACGAGUGCUUCUGGACUCUGGUGCUGAUGUUACACUGAUAAAUUCAGAAGGACAAACUCCAAGACUUUUUGCCAAAACAAAAGAAAUCAGUGAACUCAUUCUGGCUGCAGAAGACCAUGACAACAGAAAGAGAGAACAAAUCUUCCUGUCCUCUGUCAGAGAAGGAAAACUGGAUUAUAUCCAAGAUAUGUUACAAAAACAAGAGAAGAGACCCAACCUGAAUUGUAGAGAUGCAUAUGGAAAUUCUGCUCUCCACAUUGCUGCACAAGCUAAUCAAAAAGAGAUAGCAGUGCUAUUGAUUCAAAGUGGGCUAGCAGCAGACCUCAAAAAUGAAAAAGACAAAAUCCCUAUUGACUUUGCUCGGAGCAAUGAAAUGAAACAGAUUCUAGGAGUGAGACCAGUAAAAGAAUUCACUCUUCACCCCCACAGAUGUGAGGGGGUUCUCUUUAAGAAAUCAAGGUUUCUUGGAUUUAAGCCAGUCUUUGUGGUUUUGGAAAGGGGAGUCCUUUCUUACUUCAGGAACAGAGGGGAUGCCAGCACAGGGACCAGAAGAAAAGGAAUGAGAUACUUGGAUGGAACUGUAAUAUUGUUGCCAAAGAAGUCAGAAAACAACAAUUGUGAGUUUAUCCUGAAGUACUCUGACGGCAUCCAGCACACAUUUAGUACAGGGGAGGGAGAACAGGAAAUUGCACGACAGAAAUGGAUAAAUGCUUUGAAGGAUCACAUAAAUUACAGCUCCCAUUACACCCACCAGGGUGUGACCCAGUCAGAUGAUGAAGAGGAGAUUUUAUCUCUGGGGUCACUACAAGACACACUCAAAACUGCCCAGGCCCAGCAGAAACUGUUGGAAAAAGAGAUGGUAGAACUAACCAGUGCUGUGACCAACCCAGGAGGUCCCACACUGGUGAUACCACAGAUACAGAAAAUUUCUCAGAUGGCAGGGGAGAUGAGUAUUACUUUUAGCCAGUGUCUGACUCUUUUUCAACAACAGGAGGAGGUUAGAGCCCUCCAGUUGAAGGAGGAACUGGAGAAAUCUCGUGUCCUUCAGGAGGCACUUCAUGCACUGGCCACAGAGCAUCAUGAACUAGAGCAAUCCAUAGCUGUGAGAAAACCAUCUACACAACGGUACUACGAUACAGAUGAGGAUGAAUUCUAUGACUGUGAUGAAGAGAAUCUGGAAGACAGUAAUGGAAUACCUGUACAUGGUUCCUUUAAAGAGGAUGUGGAGUGUAUGUCCUAUCAGUCCAUUAAGUCUGACAAUUCUGAUAAGUCAAGAUAUGGAAGGACCAAGUUACCUGUACCUAUGUUUGACAGAAAUGACUUCAGUGUAUGGACAAUUCUGAAACAGUGUAUAGGCAAGGAGUUGUCCAAGAUAACUAUGCCAGUUGUAUUUAAUGAACCAAUCAGCUUUCUACAGAGAAUUACAGAGUAUUUGGAAUAUUCAGAGCUACUAGAAAAGGCCUGUACAUGUGAAGACCCUGUUGAUAGGUUAAAGUUUAUCUCGGCAUUUGCAGUGUCUGCUAUUUCAUCCAACUUUGAACGCUUAGGAAAACCAUUUAAUCCAUUAUUAGGAGAAACUUUUGAAUUUGAUAGACCAGAUUUGGGUUUUCGGUUGGUGAGUGAACAAGUAUCCCACCAUCCACCUAUCAGUGCAUUCUACGUGGAGUCUCCACAUUACAAAUUCCAUGGCUCCAUCCAUCCAAAACUCAAGUUCUGGGGCAAAUCUGUUGAAGUCAACCCAAAAGGCAUCCUAACACUAGAAUUAAAAAAUCAUAAUGAAACAUACACAUGGAGUAACAUCAAUUGCUGUGUUCACAAUGUAAUUGUAGGAAAACUCUGGGUAGAACAUUAUGGAGUUCAAGAAAUUCAGAACCAUAAUACGAAGCAUAAAGCUGUGCUGAAUUAUAAACAGGGUGGAUGGUUUGGGAAAGAUCUGAACAAAGUUGAUGGAUAUAUAUACAGUCCUGAUAAACAGAAACUAAAAGCCCUGUAUGGGAGUUGGGUGAAAGAGCUAUAUGCUGUAAAUCCAGAGGAGUAUGAUGAAUUUUUGAAGGAAUUAAACUCAGGAACCUCACCUAGUCAAAGUGCCAAACACUUAAAUGGUGCCAGUACAAGUACACAAACUUCAGACCAUAACAUUUCAGUUAAAUCUCCCUCCACAUAUGACCUAGAAAUUCCAGGACAGGAGAUUAUAUGGAAAGGAACCUCUAGACCAGAAUACUCUCAAGAAUAUUUCAGUUUUACUCUAUUUACUAUGGCUUUGAAUGAGAUAACAGAAGAGAAUGCCAAUAAGAUCCCCCCAACAGACUGUCGACUGCGACCAGACAUACGUCUGCUAGAGCAAGGACAAAUAGAUUUAGCAUCAGCUGAGAAAAACAGAAUCGAGGAAAAACAAAGAGCAGCCAGAAAAGAUAGAAAAAAGAAGAAGGAGGAAUGGUCACCACUGUGGUUUUCAUAUGGAGUGAAUCAGUGCACUGGGAAGGAGGACUGGUUAUAUAAAGAAGAUUACUGGAAGAGAGACUGGUCCAAAUGUCCAGAUAUUUUUUGAAACCAGCUGAAGAGGUCAUGAAUGUAACUUUUAUGAAAUUGAGCAAUGUGAAAGUAUGUAUCAGAUGGCCAUCACUGUGAACUCUCUGUAUUAGUCACUAGUCACUAAAUUACUGAUGUCCAACAGACUUUUCAUAUUAUAUCAAUACACAUUAUUGAUAGUUUAGUUUGGAAGAUGAAGCAAAUGUAAUAUAUCACACUACCUUUCAAUAAGACUGUUCCACUGUUUUAAAACAUCUAUCAAUUACUCUAUGAUUAUUAAUCUAUCAAAGUUACUGCAAACAUAGCACCUUAUUAAGAAAUAAAUUUUUACUGCAAUUUUA